CUUUCUUUCUCCCUGUCCUAUCCCCCAGUCAGUGAAGGCGUUGCCUCGUUGCUUUUUUACACUUAAAAUAUGUUUGUUGACAUGACAAAACCCCUAAAUCCACAGACAACAGAAUAUUUGAAUGUUAGAUUGAAAGAACUUAGUGAAUGAUGCAUGUUAUAUAAGCUAUUUGAGUGCUCAAUUAGAGUAGAAAAGUGCUCCUCUUAACUAAUCAGUUAAAUAUAUGUAUUUACCAUGUGGCAUAGCCAAUGUAGGCCACUGGCUGUACCACUAACUAAGUUAAUGUUAACUGUUAACUAUAAAGUCACAGUCUCCACAGUCAUUGUGCACAGCAGCCUCAAUAUAAACCACCUGGUAACUAGCCAAUCAACUACAUUUCCUGGAAAACUGUACAUACAUCAUAUCUGUGUGCUUCAGAGGCUGUCUUUCAACUCCCCAUGGUCUUCACUAAUGGAUGGAUUGCAUGUUAUUCUUCUUGUUCUUUUAGGAGUUGUUUCCUGCAGUCAAAAUGGAAUUUCUGUAUCAGUACUGGAAGUGACAGCCCAACCUGGAGACAACAUCACUCUGUAUUGCGACUGCAAAAUGACCAUUGGAGUACAUAUAAUAUGGUACAGGAAGUGUUCUCAUGAUAACACUGUUGUUUUACGGUACAAAUCUGCGUCUUGGUUUCCUUUGGAACCUUUGUCUCAUUUGCACUUUGUGAAGAAUGAGUCCUCUAAUUCCCGAGACCUUGUGAUUUUAAAUAUCACUGAUUCUGAUGAAGGUCUCUACUACUGUGGAACAGAAGAACAGCAUGGGGAAAAUAAAGACUGCAGAUUUGUUUACACAUAUGGAAAUUCCACAACAAGACUCAAAUUAGUCACUAUAGGAAAACCAUUAAUCGUGCAAGAACAGCGUGUCAUGGAUGUUGGUGUAACCCGUCUGUCAUGGAUGAUGAUGUUCGCUCCAGCCUUUACCAUUCUCACCUCAUUCUCCUUUAUUCUGGUAUAUCACACUUGUCAGAAAGCAGAAAACAAAUCGCAUCAUCAUCAGAAAAGAUUGAGUAUCAAACGACAAUCAAGGCAAAAUAUGGAUGAAGAUCUGUGUUUAACAACAGUUGUGUUCCUGUCUCAGGACGCACAAACACAUCAUUCAGAUGACAAAGAAGAAAUAAAUAACUAGCUUUGUCUUUAAGUUAUAUUUGUAAGGUUUACAAUCAAAAGUACACGUUGUUUAUUUUUCAAUCUCUCAUUUUUGGUAACUCUGUCACUGUGUUUUUGUCAUCAUUCCUGCAGUCAUAUAUGUUCUUGGCUACUUCUUAAUUAAAAAUAUAUAUACACCGCGUUCCAAAUUAUUAUGCAAAUUAUAUUUUAUCUCUGUUUUUCCUAAAUAGUCAAUUCAAAUGACAGUUGGCAUAAUUUUCGAGUCAUCGACCAAUAGAGUAUAUUUCAAAUAUUACUGAACAAAACUCCCAAUGAAAACAGUAUGUUUUUCAAAAAUAAAAAACUUAAAAUCCACUGUUCCAAAUAAUUACGUACACAGAGUUUCAAAAGAUUUAAUAGGUUGUAGAGAAUUGAAAAUGGUCAUUUGUUGAAUUUGCAGCAUUAGUAGAUCAAUUUCACUGAAAUCAAAAGCUAUUUAAUCAAAAACAUCGUAACAGGUCAAGUUACAUAUUAACAUAGGACCCCUUAUUUGAUAGCAGUUUUACAAUUCUUGCAUCCAUGGAACUUGUACGUUUUGGGAAAAUGUCUACUUGAAUGUCUUUGCAGGAUGUCAGAAUAGCCUCCCAGAGCUGCUGUUUGGAUGUGAACUGCUUCCCACCCUCAUAUUUCUUUGCUUGAGGAUGCUCCAAAGGUUCCCAAUAAGAUUGAAGUCAGGGAAGAAUGGGGACCACACCAUAAGUUCCUCUCCUUUUACCAGCCAAUGAUGCAGAGGUAUUCCUUGUAGCAUGAGAUGGUGCAUUGACUUGCACGAAGAUGGUUUUGUUGCAGAAGGCACAGUUCUUCUCUUUCUACCAUGGAAGAAAGUGGUCAGUCAGAAACUCCACAUACUUUGCAGAGGUCAUUUUCACACCUUCAGGGACCCUAAAGGGGCCGACCAGCUCUCUCCCUGUGAUUCCAGUUCAAAACAUGACUCCACCACCUCCUUGCUGACAUUGCAGCCUUGUUGGGACAUGGUGGCCAUCCACCAACCAUCCACCAUUGCAUCCAUCUGGACCAUCCAGGCUUGCACUGCACUCAUCAGUGAACAAGACUGUUUGAAAAUUAGUCUUCAUGGAGUUCUGGGCCCACUGCAGCCAUUUCUGCUUGUGAGCAUUGGUUAGGGGUGGCCGAAUAGAAGGUUUAUGCACAACUGCAAGUCUCUGGAGGAUCCUACACCUUGAUGUUCGCAGGGCUCCAGAGGCACCAGCAGCUUCAAAUAUGUGUUUGCUACUUUGUAAUGGCCUUUUAGCAGCUGCUCUCUUAAUCUGAUGUAUUUGUCUGGCAGAAACCUUCAUCAUUGUGCGUUUAUCUGCACAAGCCCAUCUGUGCUCUGACUCAGCCACAAAUCUCUUAACAUUAUGGUGAUCACGCUUAAAUUUUCGUGAAAUAUCUAAGCUUUUCAUUACGUGUCCAAGGCAUUCAACUAUUUCGCGCUUUUCAGCAGCAGAGAGAUCAUGUUUCUUUCCUAUAUUGCUUGAAAAUGGUGGUCUGCUUAAUAAUGUGGAACAUCCUUCUUUAGUAGUUUUUCCUUUAAUUGGGCUCACCUGGCAAACUAAUGAUCAUAGGUGUCCGAGAUUGAUUUCAGUGAUGCAAAGAGUCCUGAGACACUAUUCCAUCCAUGGGCUUAAUUGAAAAACAACUUAUUUAAUCUUUAUGACACUUCAACACAAUUUGUAUAAUCAUUUGGAACGUGGUGUAUAUAUAAAUGUUUGCAUAUUGAAUAAGCAAUAUACUUUACAAAGAUUUCUGAAAACAGUAUUUUAAAAAACAACAACAAAGUUUUACAGGUGGACAGGAAAUAUGAUAAUCAUAUCACAGCACAAGGUUCCUGCUUUGCACCACCUGGAAAGCUUAAGCUUUUUCUGUGGGUAGUGUGUAUAUUUUAUGGUGAGCGAGCAGGUAGGUCCUGACCCUGCAGAACAUAACACUACCACUAAAAGUCAUGGAAAAUUAGCACAAUAGCUUCAGGAAAGUCUGUGCUAUUUUAAUGCAAUAUAUGAUAGUCAAUUACUAACUAAAUAAUGCAUGUGUGGUCUAUAUUCUCCUUUGACACUGAUCUCAUCUAUGCCAAAAAAUAAAACAGUCAUUAAAUAUUAACAGAUGCACUCUCUUACACCUAACAAAGGUAAAAACUAAAUGCCAUACAGUCUGCUACUAUUAAUAUUUCAUUUGUAUCUUCUUUUAGUUGCUGUUUUUUAUGACUUUGUUUUUGUUUUUGUUUAGUAUCUGACCUGUUUACUCUUUGAGUAAGAGUUUGUGGACAGAAAGAACAAUGCAGCAUGUCAAAUUAAUCUUAAUCUAAUGAAACAAGCUAGAAUUAGACAAUAUUCAGAGCAGUAAGUUUGGAAGGUUUUACUGAGUAAAAGGAAGAGGGGAGUGGGAGAGGGAGGGUUUCUGAUCCCUCAACAUCAUGCAGAAGCAUCACAUGCUGACCUAGACAAUCCUGACAUCUAUUGGAGAUGACAGGUAAUGAACUAAAAACUUCUUAACAAACACUUCUCUCAACAGUCAAAGCUAAAUUAUAUUGUUUUCUUGUCCUCAAAUGAUUGCUGGAAGUUUGCAUCAUGACUGCGUGAUAUAUAUUCUUCAUUUUAAUGAAUCUGUAAUGCACUGUAGGGAAAUCAUUAAUGAGUUUCCGUGUAACUGUGUAUGUAGGUUCCUCUCAAAUGCAAGAGGAGUAUGGCUGCUGCAGUGACAAUCUUUACACUGACUGUGAUUUUAGUGUAGUGCUUUUGAGCCAUUGCAGUUACUUCAGUUACAGAAUUGACUGUUUUUAUGUAGUGCUCUCCAUGGAACCAGAGAUUACAGCUUUUUAAUAAUGGUUUUAAGAGGUUUCAGGUAAACAUUUUAUAAUCAUGAUGUGUCCUGACCAUGAUAUAUUUUGAUACCACAAAACAGAACUUGAGGAUCUUUACAUUAUUCUGUUGAAUUUUAAUUAAAUAAAAUAGUCAGGAGACAGAAGUCUUGUUGGCUAUUCCGAAACACUUCGUUUUCAAAAAACUAAACACUAAAAAUAAAAAUUUGGAGGUCAUUGUCUGCUUCCAAAAAGUUCAUAUCUGUGAUUUUCUUCUUGACAUCAAGGAAGUGCAGUUCACAGGCAGGUCUGCUUAUUAUGCAAGUGGGGAUAACCAAUAUUCUGCAAUUUGGAAGUCUUUUUUUUUUCACAAAUGACACAUUUAAGAUGCUGUAGUUAUUUUCAGGAUUUUAUUUUAACACAAUGGACAGCAUUUUUAAAUUUUACCAAUUUUGUAACCUGAGUUAUCAUUAAUUUCAUAUAAAUCAGUAAAUAACAGCCCAUUUAUUCAUGACACAGUUAAUCAGUUUUUCUUUUCUAACACAGGGGAAAACAUUUUACACUCAUGGUACUUGACACUGAAACAACUUACAAGCAAAAGUGCAGUUCUCUUUGUUGUAGCAUCAAUCUGAGUUAUUUGUCCCUUGGGUUCUGGUGGUAAAUACAUUUUUGUUGUUCUUCUAUACAUGAACAGGUCAGCUGUUGCUCACAUGAUAAUAAUAAUGCACCCCUCUUGAUACAUUCUACCUGAAUCUUAGUCAUCAGGACCUAACACAGUCCCUGGAAAUUUCAGAAGAGUUAUCUCUUAUAUCAUAAACAUAUUGUUUCUCAUUCAGCCUCCUGUUAUUUAUUUUCAUUUCCACAGUUUUCAGAGAGAAACACAUGUGUAAAACCUCAACUUAUAGAUUAUUAUUUUUCUUAUGACAUCACUGACCCCUUUCAUCAGGUCUGCUCACUUUGAGCCAGUACUUUGGACUGCUCGUGGCAUAUGUUAAUUAGUGUACUGUUUGCAUUUUUGUGAAUGCAUCAUCAGGUAGCUUUCUGAUGCGAAAAGAGGGUUUUGUACUGUUGCACACCAUUGCCAAAUCUGGCUCUAAAUAUUAUGAUGACAGCUGUGACCACUCAUUUUGCUAUUAAUGGCUUUCUUGCAAGAAUUAGACCGAAUUUCAACCAAUUAAUCCAACUGUGAAUAUUUUAUUUCCUCAUUUGGAAAAAUAGUGGUGCAGUGUUGUUCCUUUGCACUCAGCAGCACUGCACCUCUGAUUACAACUGGUAUAAAAAAUGCUUAAUUAUUGAAGAAAAAUCUUCAUAUUUGAAGCGCUUAA
Haplochromis burtoni (Burton's mouthbrooder) is the source of this 5300-nucleotide messenger RNA. RefSeq lists its product as uncharacterized. Lineage: Eukaryota; Metazoa; Chordata; Actinopteri; Cichliformes; Cichlidae. The record is from RefSeq and is a predicted model, not a curated record. The transcript is spliced from 5 exons. Bases 235 to 1161 code for a protein of 308 amino acids.